Molecule: messenger RNA, 1152 nt
Organism: Hibiscus syriacus
Lineage: Eukaryota; Viridiplantae; Streptophyta; Magnoliopsida; Malvales; Malvaceae
Product: galactose mutarotase-like
Exons: 5
Coding region: 1-1152 (383 amino acids)
Biological process (GO): beta-D-galactose catabolic process via UDP-galactose, Leloir pathway; glucose metabolic process
Molecular function (GO): carbohydrate binding; aldose 1-epimerase activity
Source: RefSeq, a predicted model, not a curated record
AUGAAUAAGCUUUGUUUAUUGUUCUCUUUGCUGCUUGUGGUUGCUUUUGGUUUCGUCAAUGGUGGAAAACUGGAAUAUGACAUUGACAAAUCGAAAGAGAAAAUCGGAAUAUAUGAGCUGAAGAAUGGGAACAUGUCUGUUAAGUUCACCAACUGGGGUGCAACCAUUAUGUCACUUGUUAUUCCAGACAAACAUGGGAAACGGGGUGAUAUUGUUCUUGGAUAUGAUACUGUAAAGGAUUAUAAGAACGAUACAACAUUCUUCGGUUCCGUAGUCGGACGGGUUGCAAAUCGAAUCGGAGGUGCAAGAUUUUCUUUGAACGGAGCUCAAUAUAAACUGCCGAAAAACGACGGGAAUAACACACUUCACGGUGGUCCUAAAGGAUUCGCUGAUGUUAUCUGGAAAGUGAUGAAGAUUAACAAUCAUUCUGAAGAUCCCACAAUUCUCUUUGGUUAUGAUAGCAAAGAUGAUGAAAAUGGAUUUCCCGGCGAAAUCAGAGUCACCGUCCGGUACCUCCUCCGUUCGGAUAACCGACUGAGAGUGACGAUGAAAGCUAGAGCUUUAAAAAAGGCUACCCCUGUGAAUCUAGCACAGCAUACAUAUUGGAACCUUGGUAACCACGACAGUGGUGAUAUCUUGUCCGAAGAAAUCCAGCUUUUCGCCUCCCGAUUCACUCCAGUGGAUGAACACCUUAUUCCAACAGGCGUAUUGUCCACGGUACGAGGAACUCCAUACGAUUUCCUCAAACCGCGGACGAUCGGAAGCCGGAUCAGGGAACUUGGGAAAGGUUACGACAUAAACUACGUGAUCGACGGUCCGGACGAUCCAAAAAAGCUGAAGAAAACAGCAAUAGUGAAGGAUAAGAAGUCGGGGAGAAUGAUGAAAGUGUAUACGAAUCAGGCGGGUGUGCAAUUCUAUAGCGGAAACUUGAUAAAGCGUGAGAAGGGAAAAGGAGGGUUUAUAUACAAACCUCAUGCAGGGCUGUGUUUGGAGACUCAAGGCUUUCCUGAUGCACUGAAUCACCAGAAUUUCCCUUCACAAAUCAUUUCGCCUGGAAAGCCUUACAAGCAUAAAAUGCUCUUCAAGUUCUUAACUGCAAAGGACAACAAAUCUGAUAAGUCGUCAAGGCUCGCUGAGAUUGAUUUCGAUUAG